GCGGGAGGUUGGCAUGGCGCUGGCCCCGUUCCGGUUCAUGGAUUUCACUUGGAAAACGUCCACCGAAGAGGAGGAGAGCAGCGUCAUCCAGAAAACGGAGAGCAAAAUCGCAACGAAGGAAAAGCAGUGGGGCACCAAGACGGUGCAGCAGCGGCAGAAGGAUAUCAAGAGCGCGCUGUUGGGCAGUUUGGCCAGCGAUCCCAAGUACGCCGACAAGGUAAAGGAGAUUCUGAAGGAAGACAAAAACAGCAGUUCGUCGACCGCCGGCGGCGGCGGCGGCGGGGGGAAGAACCGGCGCAACAGCAAGGACGACUUCUCAGCAGUGGGUAACGAAGCCGGAAACAACGCAGAAGACAACAAUAAAAACGCCAGCACCGCGAGCAACUUGCUGACGCACCUCGUCGUGAAGUACACGCGGGCAAACUUGCUGAAGCACAAGCAAUUUACGAAACAAGACGCGGUGAAAAAGUACGGCGAGGAGAGCGUGUUUAGCACUAAGCGGCCAAGUCUUCGAACUUUUGCGGAGUGGGUCUACGGAUGCCCAGCGGGGGGACGUCGACGAACAAAGCGUGAGAGGAGUAAGAAGAGCGCACGUGAAAACGAUGCAGCAACAGCUUCAAAAAACGAAUGUAAGCCGGUUUUUUCUUGCAUUGCGCGAGAUCAAGAACAGGAAUCUUCCUGCUCUGGCGCUGAUGGUCCGCAAGACAUGCACACCUUGCUGUUCACACGAAUCGACGCUGCCGGCAGUUGUAGGACGAAUCGAAACAGAAUUACAGCAGCUUCGAGCAGCC
Messenger RNA from Amoebophrya sp. A120, 791 nucleotides. Lineage: Eukaryota; Dinophyceae; Syndiniales; Amoebophryaceae. The record is from the annotation of a GenBank genome assembly.